Molecule: messenger RNA, 3273 nt
Organism: Rhizoctonia solani
Lineage: Eukaryota; Fungi; Basidiomycota; Agaricomycetes; Cantharellales; Ceratobasidiaceae
Product: nuclear export receptor CRM1
Exons: 18
Coding region: 1-3273 (1090 amino acids)
Biological process (GO): protein export from nucleus; ribosomal large subunit export from nucleus; ribosomal small subunit export from nucleus
Cellular component (GO): cytoplasm; nucleus
Molecular function (GO): small GTPase binding; nuclear export signal receptor activity
Source: RefSeq, a predicted model, not a curated record
AUGAAGGCAAAAUACCUGCCGAUUGCCAUUCUAGAUUUUUCGCGGGACUUGGAUAUAGGUCUCUUUGAUAGGGUUGUUAAUGCGUUUUACUUGGGUUCUGGACAGGAACAAAAGCAGGCCCAAGCAGUGCUCACUCAAUUCCAAGAACAUCCGGAUGCAUGGCAGAGGGUACCAGUUAUUCUGGAAACUUCGGGAUCCAUGCAGUCAAAGUACAUAGGCCUACAGAUUCUGGAAAAGCUUAUUCAAACCCGCUGGAAGAUUCUUCCAGAAGACCAACGACAAGGGAUUCGUAAUUUCAUUGUCUCGACAACCUUGGUCAUCGCUGCGGAUGAAACGUCGUUGCGACAGCAAAAAACUUACCUUAACAAACUAAAUCUCGCUCUGGUUCAGAUUCUUAAGCAAGAAUGGCCGCACAAUUGGCCCACCUUUAUCCCUGAGAUCGUCCAAAACAGCAAAACAAACAUAGCUCUAUGCGAGAAUAACAUGGCUAUUCUCAAGUUGCUGUCGGAGGAGAUUUUCGAUUACUCCGCUGAACAAAUGACCCAAACCAAGACCAAGAACCUCAAAAACCAGAUGUGUGGCGAAUUCUCUGAGAUAUUCAAUCUGUGUCUUGAAGUUCUAGAAAAGGCUCAGAAACCUAGUUUGAUUCGUGCAACACUCGAGACCAUGCUCAGAUUUUUGAACUGGAUUCCUUUGGGGUAUAUUUUUGAAACUAGCAUAAUCGACCAAUUAUUAACAAGGUUUCUUGAAGUUCCUGAAUUCCGAAACGUUACCCUCAAGUGUCUCUCUGAAAUUGCCGGCCUUAAUGUCGGGCCAGAAUAUGACCCCAAAUUCAGAAUAUUGUUCACAAUGGUUAUGACCUCGAUCAACAAGAUGAUACCCCCCAGUACCAAUAUUGCUCAAGCAUACGAGACCUCAUCCGACCAAGAUCAAGAACUCAUUCUGAACCUUGCGUUGUUCCUUGCCAACUUCCUAACAGCUCACCUUCGUGCCGUUGAAAAUGCAGAGAACCGUGAUGUGCUUCUCAACGCACACUUGUACAUGGUCAAAGUCUCUCAAGUUGAGGAGCGCGAAGAACAACAAAGCUUGCCAAUGGGUGGGCUCGGUGGCGCUGACGCUAGCUUGCUUAUGGGCCUUAAUCUUGGAGGAGGUGGGGCGGGCGCUCAGGCGGCUGGUAUGCUUGGAGGUGUCAACUUAAGGAAGAACGCAUAUGCCGAGGUAUUGAGUAACCUCAGGUUGGUCAUGAUUGAGAGGAUGGUGAAGCCCGAAGAGGUGCUUGUCGUUGAAAAUGACGAAGGAGAAGUCGUCCGGGAGUUCCUCAAGGAGAGCGAUACCAUCGUGUUGUACAAAGCCAUGCGAGAAGUCCUCGUCUACCUCACUCACUUGGAUGUACUUGACACGGAAAACAUCUUGACUGAGAAACUGGCGAAACAGGUCGAUGGUUCCGAAUGGUCGUGGGCUAAUUUGAAUACGCUCUGUUGGGCCAUCGGCUCGAUUUCUGGCGCUAUGAACGAGACGGAAAAACGCUUCCUUGUUACAGUUAUCAAGGACCUACUUGGGCUGUGCGAGAUGAAGCGCGGGAAAGAUAACAAGGCGAUUGUUGCGUCCAACAUUAUGUAUAUUGUUGGCCAAUAUCCUCGUUUCCUCAAGGCCCAUUGGAAGUUCUUGAAAACUGUAGUCAACAAAUUGUUUGAAUUCAUGCACGAAACGCAUGAAGGCAAGGGACCACCACUCACUCUGAAGAACGGCGCUAAUGUUCUUUCUACCUUAGGUGUGCAAGACAUGGCCUGUGACACUUUCAUUAAGAUCGCCCAAAAAUGUCGCCGCCAUUUUGUCAUGCAACAGGCUGGUGAAACAGAGCCGUUUGUUGACGAGAUUUUGCGAGGGCUGCAUCGCAUCACUGUUGACUUAUCCCCACAGCAAGUGCAUACAUUCUAUGAGGCAGUUGGAUACAUGGUCUCUGCCCAACCGAACAAAUCUAUUCAAGAACGCCUCAUAAUGAAGCUCAUGGAUUUGCCGAAUAACGCGUGGGACUCGCUGAUGUCGCAAGCCGCAUCGAAUGUGGACGUUCUCGGCAACUCUGAGAACGUCAAGAUUCUGUCGAACGUACUCAAGACCAACGUCUCCGCAUGCGUUUCAAUUGGCGGCUUCUUUUUGCCACAGAUCGGUCGUAUAUUCAAUGAUAUGCUCGGAUUGUACAAAGCUGUCAGCACUUUGAUUAGCGAGCAAGUCGCGAAAGAGGGCCCCAUUGCGACGAGAACACCCAAAGUUCGCUCCCUAAGAACGAUCAAGAAAGAAAUACUCAAACUCAUGGAGACGUACGUGAAGAAGGCCGAGGAUCUUGAUACCUUGUACACCAACUUCAUCCCGCCAUUGCUCGAGGCUGUAUUGGGCGAUUAUAAUAGGAACGUGCCCCAUGCAAGAGACGCUGAAGUCUUGAAUGUAAUGGCAACAAUUACGAGCAGGCUCCAGGGUCUACUGACUCCCCAAGUACCCGCUAUUCUGGACGCCGUAUUCGAGUGUACGCUUGAGAUGAUUAGCAAGGACUUUGCUGAGUACCCGGAGCAUCGCUCUGGCUUCUUCAAGCUACUUCGAGCAAUUGAUAUGUAUUGCUUCCCUGCGCUCCUAAGCCUCCCGGCGAUUCAAUUUAAAUUGUUAUUUGAUAGUAUCAUCUGGGCGAUCAAGCAUACUAUGAGAGAUAUUGCUGAUACAGGGCUGAACUUGCUGCUCGAAAUUGUCAACAAUUUUGCCAGUGCAGAGGAAGCGAUAGCAAAUUCAUUUUUCCAACAAUACUAUUUGCCGAUGCUUCAAGAUACCUUCUUCGUCCUGACGGACAGUGAUCACAAGAGCGGAUUCAAGCACCAAAGUCUGAUGCUUCAAAGAUUAUUCCAACUAGUCGAAUCGAAUUCUAUUCAUGCCCCACUGUUUGACCCGUCGACGCAGCCUAGUCCUCCUCCUACCAAUCAACAGUUCCUUCGAGAAUAUACUGCGACGCUGCUCAAGAAUGCCUUCCCACAUCUUACCUCAUCCCAGAUUCAAAGCUUUGUCGUUGGGCUUUGUGACACUUGCAAUGAUAUUGGCAAGUUCAAGCUUUUGCUUCGUGAUUUCCUCAUUUCCCUCCGAGAGUCUUCCAACGAAGACAACGCAGAAUUGUAUUUGGAGGAAAAAGAAGCCGAACAACAGCGAAAGCUCGCAGAAGAGCGUGCAGCCGCCGAGCGUGUUCCAGGGAUGCUUAAACCAUCACAGAUCAAAGAAGAAGACGAAGAAUUGUAG